CCGGGCCCCGCCGCUUAUCGGGUCCUGCCCCGCCUCUGCCCGGCGCGGCCAGCAGCUUCCCGCCUAGUGAAAGAUGUCAGCAAUAGGAGUAGUGUCUUCCUGUUCCUGUUUCCAUCCUGGUGUAUGGCUGCUGAAAUCAGGGGUGCAGAAGAUGAGCUCCUUUGGCUUCCAUACAGCAGCCAGGUGUGCUGCCAAGGAUUACUAUGAAGUACUGGUGUUGGGUGGGGGCGCUGGUGGAAUUGCCAUGAGUGCUCGGAUGAAGAGGAAAGUGGGAGCAGGAAAUGUGGCUGUUGUUGAGCCAAGUAAGACUCAUUACUAUCAGCCGCUGUGGACCCUGGUCGGUGGUGGUGCAAAGCAGCUGGCGGCUUCUGCACGUCCAACGGGAAGUGUGAUGCCCAAGGGUGUGGAGUGGAUCAAAUCUCGAGUUACAGCAUUGGAUCCAGAUAAGAACUGUGUCUGGCUGGAGAAUGAUAUCAAGGUAUCUUACAAGUAUCUGAUAAUUGCCCUUGGAAUUAGUCUGCAUUAUGAAAAGAUCAAAGGCUUGCCUGAGGGUUUUGAUCACCCUAAAAUAGGUUCCAAUUAUUCAAUUCACACGGUAGAGAAAACAUGGAAAGCUAUACAAGACUUUAAGGAAGGAAAUGCAAUCUUCACUUUCCCAAAUACUCCAGUGAAGUGUGCAGGGGCUCCUCAGAAGAUCAUGUAUUUAUCGGACGCAUACUGGAGGAAAACAGGAAAACGUUCCAAAGCAAAUAUCAUGUUCAACACUUCACUUGGUGCAAUUUUUGCUGUUAAGAAGUAUGCUGAUGCAUUGCUUGAAGUAAUAAAGGAGAGGAAUAUUGCUGUGAACUAUAAGCGUAAUCUUGUGGAAGUUCGAGCAGACAGGCAAGAGGCCGUGUUUGAAAACUUGGACAAACCUGGAGAGACUGAAGUUCAUCAGUAUGGAAUGCUUCAUGUCACACCUCCCAUGGGGCCACCUCCUGUACUCAUCAACAGCCCUGUCUCAGAUGCAACUGGUUGGGUGGAUGUAGAUAAGGAAACUCUACAACAUAAAAAGUAUCCUAAUGUCUUUGGCAUUGGAGACUGCACCAACCUUCCAACAUCAAAAACUGCUGCAGCUGUAGCUGCCCAGUCUGGAGUCCUUGAUAAAACUAUUUCUCUGGUAAUGAAGAACCAGUUGCCAGCUAAAAAGUAUGAUGGAUAUACUUCCUGCCCGCUUGUAACAGGCUACAACAAGGUGAUUCUAGCAGAGUUUGACUACAAUGCUCAGCCUCUGGAGACCUUUCCCAUUGACCAGAGUAAGGAGAGAGUAACCAUGUACCAUAUGAAAGCUGAUAUGAUGCCUUUGCUCUACUGGAAUGCACUACUUAAAGGAUACUGGGGAGGACCAGCUCCCUUCAGGAAGCUGAUGCAUCUGGGCUUGAAGUAACUGCACGUUCUUGGUGUUGGUCAAACCCUUCUGAAGAAAAUGGACUGGUCUCACACUGAUCAGUAUCUUCCCUCUUGGAAUACCUAA
Messenger RNA from Corapipo altera (White-ruffed manakin), 1513 nucleotides. RefSeq names its product sulfide quinone oxidoreductase (gene SQOR). The coding region runs from base 74 to 1426 and encodes 450 amino acids. The record is from RefSeq and is a predicted model, not a curated record. Gene Ontology annotation, molecular function: FAD binding; sulfide:quinone oxidoreductase activity. Gene Ontology annotation, cellular component: mitochondrion. NCBI's taxonomy places the organism in Eukaryota, Metazoa, Chordata, Aves, Passeriformes, Pipridae. The transcript is spliced from 10 exons.